UAUGGCUUGCUGAAUCCAGAUAUAUACGGAGUAUAUAUAUACUUCUUCUUCUUCUUCUUCUUCUUCUUUAGUCUGCAGAACUGUUCUUUUUUCUUUUCUUUCCCCUUUUCCAACCCCCUUUUUAUUAAUAUCUCUCUGCAGGCAGGUGGUUCAUUCUGGUUCAGUUCAUCACUUCACAAAAUAUUUAAAGAACAUAGGAAAAAAAAGUGUACCUUCAUUAUUAUUUCUUCCGGGCCACCUGUACGUCAUUGCAAUGGCACAGAAUGAAAUGGGCACUGUUUGGAAUUGGAAAAGAACUUCUUCUUCUUCUUCUUCUUCUUGGGGUUUUCUUCUUCUUCUCCGUGUUUAUAUUGUAGUGUGGUUUUGUGUUUCAUCAUCGACUGUGUUGUGCCAAAGGAGUGAUCACGAAUUGGAAGCAAACCAAACAACAACUGCAAGAAGGAGAAGCAGCAGACAAAGAUAUGUGAGCAGCUUCAGGCUUGCUAGGAUUCACAACCAUCUUAACACCAUUAACAAAUCCCCUCUUCUUACCAUCCAGAGCCCAGAUGGAGAUAUUAUAGAUUGUGUUCAUAAAAGGAAACAGCCAGCUCUUGAUCAUCCUCUUCUCAAGAACCACAAGAUCCAGAGGGUUGCGCCGGAAAUGCCUAAGAUGAUGGAACAACAACACUUGGAGGAAGCAGCCGGUGGUGGGGAUAGGGUGAGGGUGACCAGCGCCGCCACUGGCAACCACAGCAGCAUGGGUGCCGUGCAGCAGCUGUGGCACCAGAGAGGGCUACGUUGUCCCAAAGGGACGGUGCCGAUACGGCGGAGCACGGUGGACGACGUGUUGAGGGCCAAAUCUCUUUACGAUUUCGGGAAGAAACAGCGGCGGCGAUACGCUCCGCUUGCCCGGCGUGCCGAUGCCCCGGACGUCGUUAGCGGCAACGGUCAUGAGCAUGCAAUCGCGUACACCGGCGCCUCAGAGGAUAUAUAUGGAGCGAAGGCGACGAUAAACGUGUGGGACCCAUCGAUAGAGACGGUCAACGAGUUUAGCCUCUCCCAGAUAUGGGUCCUCUCCGGUUCUUUCGACGGCUCGGACCUCAACAGCAUUGAAGCUGGCUGGCAGGUCAGUCCGGAGCUGUAUGGUGAUAGCAGACCCAGAUUAUUCACCUAUUGGACGAGUGAUGCAUACCAAGCAACAGGAUGUUACAACCUCCUAUGCGCCGGAUUUGUGCAGACAAACAGCCGGAUCGCCAUCGGCGCCUCCAUCUCUCCCAUCUCCGCCGUCGAUUCCAGCCAAUAUGACAUCACCAUCCUCAUCUGGAAAGUCCGUCCUUUCUCAAUUUCCUGCUUUCGCGCGGGUGCCCAGAUAUAUACUCAAUUCGUUCGGUCGGGUUUUGCAGGAUCCGAAGCUGGGGAAUUGGUGGAUGGGGUUCGGGGACAACACCCUGGUCGGGUACUGGCCGGCGGAGCUGUUCACGCACUUGGCGGACCGGGCGACCAUGGUCGAGUGGGGCGGGGAGGUGGUCAACUCUCGGGUCACGGGCGAGCACACGUCCACCCAGAUGGGCUCGGGCCUGUUCGCGGAAGAAGGGUUCCGAAGGGCGAGCUAUUUCCGGAACCUGGAGGUCGUGGAUUCGGAUAACAGCUUGAGUUCGGUUCGGGUCAUAUCCACCCUCGCGGAGAACACCGAUUGCUACGAUAUCAAGAGCUCCUUUAGCGACGAAUGGGGAACCCAUUUCUAUUACGGCGGGCCGGGUAGAGGCCCGAAUUGCAAUUGACCUCUUCUUUUUUCUUUAUUCUUAUGCUCCCUAAUUAUUAUGUGCACGCCCAAAUUUGUUUUUCGAUAGCAAAAAAGAAAAAAAAAACAAUUCCUCUCACAUACAAGGUUUAACUUCUAGCAAAUUCGUCUUUCUCUUGCAUCUCCAAUAGGUCUUGCCCAUGGGAACAUACAUAUAACAAGACAUGCAUUAGGGAGUAAUAUUAAGAAUAAUUAAAUAUGAAGCAAUCAUUUUGGAGCUACUAAAUACUCAUUUUGGAACAAUUGCAUACUCAUUUUUGAAUUACUAGAUACCCAGUUUUCUAAAUUUCAGUUAUACUCGUAAAUAAGUAUUCAGUUACUCAAAAAAUGAGUGUUCAAUUA
Cuscuta campestris is the source of this 2122-nucleotide messenger RNA. Lineage: Eukaryota; Viridiplantae; Streptophyta; Magnoliopsida; Solanales; Convolvulaceae. The record is from the annotation of a GenBank genome assembly.